AUGAGCGUGCGCAAAGCACACAAUGCGGGACGAAAUCACAUCCGUAACGUGGUUGAUUACUACCAACAAAUCGGACACGAAAAAGCACAAUCAGUAAUCGAUUCUAUUACAAGUUCAUACGCGGCGGAGGGACAGGCGAAUCCGUUACUACAACAUCCCGGUGCGCCGGGAUCGUUUCCCCCGCCGCCGUUUGGAGUUCCCGGGCGACCAGGUCAAAUGCCGCCUCCGCCAUUUGGAAUUCCACCUCCAGGUGCUCCCGGUGGAUUACCCCCACCAGGAGGCCGCGGCAUGCCCCCUUUCCAACCCCCCUUCCCCAUCCCCGGCGCUCCAGGCGGCACUCCCGGCGGUCUCCCCUCAUUACCUGCAGGCAUGCCCCCUCUACCGGGCAAUCUMCCCUUCCCACCACCAGCCGGUCUACCCGCAAACUUCCAGCCUCCGCCUGGCUUUCCCGGUGCUGCAGGAUUUCCGCCUGUAGGACCCGGAGGACCUGCUGGACAUGGACCUGGAGCGAGUAUAUCGCCUCCGCCCGGUGCGGGCGGGUUUCCGCCUGGGCCGCCAGGGGGUGGGUAUCGGCCUCCUGGGAUGGAUCGAUAG
Molecule: messenger RNA, 594 nt
Organism: Talaromyces amestolkiae
Lineage: Eukaryota; Fungi; Ascomycota; Eurotiomycetes; Eurotiales; Trichocomaceae
Exons: 4
Coding region: 1-594 (197 amino acids)
Biological process (GO): mRNA 5'-splice site recognition; mRNA splicing, via spliceosome; spliceosomal snRNP assembly
Cellular component (GO): U1 snRNP
Molecular function (GO): zinc ion binding; pre-mRNA 5'-splice site binding
Source: RefSeq, a predicted model, not a curated record